AUGAUACCUAAGGAAAAAGGUCUUCAAGCAUCACAACCCGAUCAGGUUUCGCAUCCCCGCUGUUCCAAUUCACAAACAACAGCUGGAACUUUACUAGCAGAUGUUGAGAAACUGUCCAUCACGCCAGUUGAUCUUCUGGACAUAUCCGGGGCCACUAAAGCCCCACAUAUCUUUGCGGUCUAUGAGACAAAAAUCAAAGGAAAUGUGGAGUCAUUUAGUCUGGAGGAAACGAUACUAAAAUCGGUGCCGGCGAGAUUCACCGUAACAUGGUUUGGUCCAAAGCGCGUCUCCAUAAGAAGUCCGUCAUAUUUCAAACCGAUCUUUGUGCUUUUCUUCGAAUAUGAGGAAAAUAAGAGAAUUCUCAGAGUUCGAGUAAACAGCAGUGCGCCAUAUGCGGAGAUGGCAACAAGAUCCCAUCUUCGCAAUCUCAUCCAAAAUCGAGACUGGAAGUAUGGCUCACUAUUUGAAGACUUGCACGAGUUCAUUAUGAAAACUCGAAAAGGAGAAGAGGAGAAACCAGCUGAUGAUAGUCGCUUAGCAAUGUACCCAGAAGUUUUUGAUCUGGAUGUCAAUAAUGAAACAUUGGCCCCUCUCGCCAACAAAUUUGAAGAACAGGAGCAAAUUGCCCUACUGAGCCAGCUGUAUGUGGAAGAUGAUUGCGACAUCUCAUCAUUCGAAGUUGUGUGUAAUAUGAUUAUCGCUCCUCCAGGUUCUUCCCCUAUUGACCUACUUUAUGCAGUGUUACCUGCACCUGUGAUGUCUUUCCUGAUUAAGAAACUGUAUGCUUUUUGCAAUCCUGGCAACUCUAAAUUCGUAAAGUGUCCUCGUUGUCAUGCCGAUCUCGCUACAACGUUUGAACGCGAAUUCUCUAGCUGCACAUGCUCAAGUUGCGGUUGUGCAUUCUGCUAUCUGUGUGACUGCGAACCACACUGGCCUAUGAGUUGUGAAGAGUAUAAACGCUGGACAGACCGAUGGGAUACACAAUAUUUUCUCGAGAAGAACCACAUAGUUGGUGAUGGGCAAGUGAGACUCUGCUUAUUCUGCGAGGAAGUAUUCCAGAUAUGUGCUGAAGCACACAGACAAAGGUUUGAAAAGAAUGAAAACGAAAACUUCAAGAAGUAUGUGGCAAACUACUUCAGUUCAAAGAAGGAACAAAGAAAAAUGAACGAAACGAGGAACCUA
Molecule: messenger RNA, 1182 nt
Organism: Cylicostephanus goldi
Lineage: Eukaryota; Metazoa; Nematoda; Chromadorea; Rhabditida; Strongylidae
Source: the annotation of a GenBank genome assembly